UUUGUGCUUCGCACGUAAGCAGGGGAAAGAGCGUUCAGGUCAAAUUGACCUUUAAUAGCGCCAGAUUUCCUCAGUAAAAAACAACUCCAUUAAGAUCCCAACUGACCAUGUGACCAACUAAAAGGCGCAGCUUGACAUGCUGUCAAAAGUAAAGUUGAGUGAAUCCCAGACAAACUCUGACUGGAGUGUGUUGCUGAGAGAGACACAGGCUCCAUCUGGAGGCUGCUAGAUAUCCUUCCUAUAACGCCUUGGGACUGAAAGUGAUGGGUUUUCCAGGUCACACACUGGUCUUGUCCUUGCUUGUGGUGCUUUUGCUAUUACUGACCUGUUCAUCUCUUUGUUCGCUAGUAAAAGUCAAUAAAGGUUUAAAGGUGAAACGAGGUCAGUCAAUCUACCUUCAGGAAGGGGAUCUGCAGUUCCAUGUUCCUGCUAAGAAGGAUGCAUGCAAGGUGGAAGUAGUAUUAAAUGAGCCCAUUACUCAAAGAGUGGGAAAACUUGUGCCACAGGUGUUUGACUGCCAUUAUCAGUCUGAUGAAGUAAAGUAUGUCCAUAAUGGCUGUCCCUUGUUAAAAGAAGAUACUGUCAAGCUCCGCCUGUAUAGCUUCACAGAGACAAAUACAUACAUGGAGUCGUUUACCCUCCUUGUGGACAUCAUAGCGCCUGAAUGCAACAUCAUUAAUAUAGGUCCCAAAUUCCUUCAGGUCUCUGAAGUGUAUGGCCUCUCCAAUGCUAUUGAAGGCAAUGUGGUUUCCUUCCACUAUGAAAGAAAACCUAGUCUGGAAUGCAGCAUCCACCUCAGUCCACAGGAAACCCAUCUUCCUGCCCACGGCAAACUCGUCACUGGAGACCCAGAGAGAGCCACCAAGAGAGGCGACGAGCCGGAAAGUUUUAUCUACCUACGUCAGCAACUAGAUGAUAAAGCCAGAAGAAUGUAUGCAUCUGAAGAUUGCCUUAAGGGCCUGAAGCUAGUGACAGUCAAAAACGUUCCAUGUGAUGACUUCCUCCUGAUGGGCAUAAAGUAUCAACACAUAGAUCCACCCUCUCCAGAUGUCGAUUAUAUUGCAAUUAGGCUUGACCUUAAGGACACCAGGAGUGGCAGCAUAUAUCAGUCUGAGCAGGGCUGGAUUCCAGUCAGGAUAGCAGGAGGAAUGCCCAACCAGCCUCCCAAACCAUCUUUCAUGUCCAUGUUUAUCUUGGAGGUCGACCAGUUUAUUCUCACUCCCCUCUCCAUUGCAACACUGGAUGCUGAAGACGAGGAAACUCCAAAACAACUUCUGGUUUUUAACAUCACUAAGCACCCUGAGGAAGGCUUUAUCACCCAUCUGUCUGAUCACACUCGUCCAGUCUCCUCCUUUACAUGGCCUGAUCUAAAUGACAUGCUUAUAGCAUUUCAACCCCCAAAUUCUUCACAUACCCAACGAAGAAUUUAUGAGGUGGAAAUUGAAGUUUAUGAUUUCUUCUUUGUGAAUAGCUCACCAGUAACUAUCCACACAUCUGUAAGGAAUGCAGACACAAAUGCACCAAGAGUGUCUUGGAACAUGGAACCACCAUCCCUCUCCACUUCUCAAAACGUUAGCCUAGCCAAUUGCGGCUCUACGGUGCCACCGGAACCUGGAACUGUGUCAGAUCUGACGGCUGCAGAGGCGGUGGAAGGGCGAUCUUCUGCCCCAGGUCUUACUCUGCUGGAGGGUCAGUCUCGUCCUAUAAUGUGGGACCAGUUGCAAAUCGUGGAUAAUGACAACCUGAAUGUUCGUGUCGUCAUUGUGGAUGGUCUUCAGCAUGGACACCUAACUGUAAGAGGUGGAAAGGGCUUCAUGUUUACAAUCAAUGACAUAAGAGCAGGUGUUGUCUGUUAUCACCAUGACGACACCGACUCCACAAAGGACUUCAUCAUUUUCCGAAUCACAGAUGGCCAUCAUCAGACCCGACAUAAGUUCCCCAUUAAGAUUCUUCCCAAAGAUGACAGCCCUCCAUUCCUCAUAACUAACAUGCUGGUGGAAGUCUCAAAGGGCCAGACGACCCUGCUCAGAGGUUCCACCCUCAAGGCUUCAGACAUGGACUCCAGUGAUGACAAUAUCCUCUUUAACAUUACUCGUCUCCCACAGGCAGGAGAGAUCAUGAAAAUCCCUGGACCAGGGCUGACAAGCUACCCUGUCAGCCACUUCCUCCAGAAGGAUCUUUCACAGUCCAUCAUGUACUACAGACACUUUGGGAACGAGGUGAUUGAUGACUUAUUCGAGGUUGUGCUGUCUGAUUUCCACGAUCCUCCUAACCUUUCAGAACCUCAAGUGGUAGUGGUGCACAUAGAAUCAGUUCCAGACCAACCACCGAAGGAGGUUCCUGGUUCCACUCGAUAUCUUGUGAUCAAAGAAACACAAGUGGCCCAUAUAACACGGCAACAGCUUCAUUUUGUAGACCAAGAGUCACCAGACAGUGAGCUUACAUACACCGUAACAACUCCACCUUUCUACACUGAUCAUUACAGUGGUCCAGAUGCAGGGAGGUUAUUCCUGGUCGACAGCGUACCCAAAUUUACUAAAGACUCCAACACACCAGUUCUCAGACUCUUCACACAACAUGCAGUGAACUUCAUGAAAGUGGCUUACAUGCCUCCCAUCAUGGACAUUGGCCCUUAUCCUCGACAUAUCCAGUUUAUUCUAUCUUUGACAAACCAUCUGGGCAAAACAGUAACUGGGCUCUGUUUUAAUAUUACUCUACUGCCAGUGGACAAUCAGCCACCACAGGUUGUUACCAAGCCUUUGACUGUGGAUGAGGGAGGAGAACACAUCUUGAGCCCAGAACACUUGCACCUGUCAGAUGUUGACUCUGUACCAGAAGCCUUGCAUGUGGAGCUUCAAAGGGAACCAGAACGGGGGCUUCUCUAUUUUGGUGGUCAUCCACUUACACUAGGACAGAACUUUACUCUGCAAGACCUGAUAAGGCGUAAAGUUAGGUACAAUCAUGAUGGCUCAGAAACUACAGAAGACACCAUAGUUCUCACUGCAACAGACGGCAUUAAUUCAGUCAGUUUUGUUCUGCCUGUAAAGGUAACGCCCAUAAAUGAUGAGCUCCCAGUGAUGGUUACUGGUUUGAAACCAGUUCUCAGGUGUCCAGAAGGAGAAGAAAUAUUCAUCACUUCAGAGUACAUCUUUGCCACUGAUGCUGAUAGUGACAACAGCAGCCUUGGGUUUCUGAUUGCCCGGCAGCCUUACCAUGGGGUGGUUCUGCGAAAUGCUGUUGUUGUAGAUCGCUUCGUCCAAUCAGACAUCACAGCAGGCCUCAUCUCUUACAGGCACACGGGGUUGGAGAUUGGAGUAUCUCCUCUACAUGACACCAUCACAUUUGUCAUUUCUGAUGGAGAAAUAAAAACGUCAGCUUCGUGCUGCGGUGGGGAAACUGCCAUCAGGAAUAAAGGCAGCACCCAGCCAUGGGACAGUCUUCCUGUCUACGACCUCCACAUCACAGUGUUUCCUGUUGACAAUCAGCCUCCUUCACUUGCAACAGGUGACAUUUUUACAGUAGAUGAAGGUGGGACUUCCCUUAUAACUGCUGCUCAUUUGAAGGCCUCUGACAGGGACACAGUCCGUGACAAGCUUGUUGUCAGGCUGAUUUCUCCUCCCCAGUUUGGUUACGUAGAAAAUGUCCUCCCUAGUCCCGGCUUUGAGAAAAGCAACAGAGGCAUAAGCAUAGUUUCCUUUCUCUACAAGGACAUCACUGAGGGUCAUAUAAACUAUGUACAGUCCAGACACCAGAAGAUGGAGCCCACAGCUGACCAGCUCAUGCUUUGUGUCUCAGAUGGCAAGCAUAAUUCUGCUAACAUCCCUUUCUAUAUCAUAAUUAACCCAACAAAUGACGAAAUCCCAGAAUUUAUGGCACACAAUAUCACAGUACAAGAGGGAGAAAUGAAGCACCUGGACUCAUCAGUGUUCCAUGCAAUGGACCUGGACAUCCCUAACAAUGCUUUGCUUUUCUCUGUGGUCAGACCUCCUUGCCAUGGCAGCAUCAUCUGUCACAAGACUGGAAACCCAAUGUCUAAGAGUCAGGAACCCAACCUAUCGUCUCCUGUGGUUGACUUUACUAUGACAGAUAUUAAAAAUGGUUUGGAUCUAGUGUAUCUGCAUGACAACAGUGAAACCAUGAAAGACAGUUUUAUAAUUCAGCUGACUGAUGGCAAACAUACGCUCCAAAGACAGGUGAUGGUUGAAGUGGUGCCAGUGAAUGACGAAGAGCCUCAUGUGAUCAGGAACAAUGGACUGGAGGUGGAACCAGGAGAAGCCAAAGUUAUAUCCAGCAUUACAUUGUUUGCAAAGGACAAAGAUACCCCCUCCACAGAAAUCAUGUACAUUUUUGAGCGUGUUCCAACUCAAGGAACACUUCAACUUAAGGAAGCCAAUAAGUGGGUGACACUUACACCUGGGAGGAGAUGUACCCAGGACAUGGUGGACACGAACCUGCUACGUUACAAACAUACUGGCCAUCAUGCUAUUAAAACACAGGACUUCUUUGUUUUCCACCUGAUGGAUGGAAAGAAUCAAUCACCACCACAGCACUUUCAGAUUUUUGUCAAAGAGCUGGAGAAAGAAAACAUUGCCAUCUUUGUGAAACCAGUAAAUGUCAGCCGUGGAGAGCGUGUCGUUCUCACCACUGAUGUUCUGCUAGCCACAGAUGGCACAGACAAGCCAGAGGAGCUUCUAUAUGUUAUCACCAACCCACCUGCUCAUGGGCACUUAGAGUACAUCAAACAUCCAGGAGUGAUCAUCUCCACCUUCAGCCAAAUGGACAUUGGAGCAAACCUUGUUGCUUAUAUCCAUGACAACCAAGCCAGCAAAGCAACAGAAAGCUUUCAGUUUGUUAUAAGUAACGGUAAGACUAGCCGAAAUGGAAGCUUUGAGCUGUGUGUGGAAAUUGUGGAUCGUGUUCUGCCAUCGCUAACAUCCAUCAAAGGUCUCCAGGUCCCACAAGGUUCUGCCAUGAUCCUUGGUCCAGAACUCCUCUCCUUAUCUGACCCUGACACUCCACCCAGGGCUCUGACUUUUGUUCUGCGACAGCCUCCACAGUACGGGAAGCUGGAACGAGCUGGUGUCACACUGACUGCUGGCUCAAACUUCACACAGAAACACAUAAAGGAGCUGGAGGUAACAUAUAGACAUGAUGGAGGACCAUCACAGAUUGACCGAUUUGCUUUUACAGCAUCCGACUCCUCCAGUCGAGGCUUUCUGCUAGAUGGACGGCUGCAAACAGAGCCUGUGUUUUUCACCAUUCAGAUCAAGCCUUUGGAUAAAUCUUCACCAGAAGUAAUAAGGCUAGUCCCACUUUGGAAACCAGAGCUUUUACCAGAUGGCAGAUAUGUGAUUUUUGUGACUUCUCAAGAGCUGAAGGCUCAGGAUAGUGGUAGCAGAGAAGAGGAGCUGAUAUUCUGCGUUGUUCGUCCACCAUAUUUUGGCUACCUUGAAAACAUUACCACAGGUAUGUUUGUGUCAAAGUGUUUCCCUCAGAUUGAACUGAACAAAAGAAUUUUAGCCUAUAUUAUCAAUUCGUAUGGUGAGUUUCUGUCAGACAGCCUGGAGUUCAAAGUGUCUGAUCCUUUAGGUAACAUGGGGCCCUCUCACAUACUUGAAUUCCGAUGGAGUAAGGUGGAGUUUUCUCUUCCUGAGUUCUCGUCAUGUGAGGAGCAGGGAAAAAUCUCCCUGGACAUCAUUCGAAAAGGAAACUUGGCAGAAUCAUCAUAUGUCACUGUCAAGGUGAUUGAAGGGACUGCAAAUGCUGGGAAAGAUUUUCGUACAAAUCCUUCCUCCCUGAUCCAGUUUGAUCCAGGAGUGGCAAAGCGAAGUUGGCAAACUGAGAUAGUUGAAGACCAUAUUGAGGAGGCUGAUGAAAGGUUUGAGGUGUUGCUAGUUUCUCCUGAAGCCACAGUAAUUGGUAGAAUCAGCAAGGCUGAACUCACAAUCAGAGACUCAGGAAAUGGACAAUGCUGGCCAAAUCAGGAUCAACAAGCUCCUCUUCUAGGAGGAAAAGAGAUUCGAUCAGAUGCAUAUCCCCAGCAUGGAUCCAUUCGUCUGGAGAAACUUCCUCUUGCUACACAAUCUGUCAUAUGGAGCAGAGGAGACAGCAUCUCAUCACCACGAGAACAUCUCCCUAAGAAGACACUCAGAGUUGUGAGCAAUCUCAAAUCUAUUGCACCUUCAUCGAUAUUCCACAAUGAGACAGAUGUGAUUUACACAUAUCAUGGAAUUAUGCAAAUGCUAGUACAUGAUGAUACGUCCCCAUCUAGAAAGAGCAGGAAGGCAAACGUCCGGGUGGUUAGCAGGGAACCACAGCACCAAGUACCUGGACUUCUUACUGAAGCAAAGUCCAACACUCCAAAAGAUGAACUGAAAGCACAAAUGAAAGGGCGAGCAGGAGGACAUAUGUGUCCUCAGGGCUGGACUUUUCAAGGAGGACGUUGUUACAUCGUCAGCACUAAGCCCAAGCUCACAUGGACUGCAGCUAACAGGGCCUGCAGAGAAAGGUUCAUGGGAAAUCUUGCAAGUGUUCUGUCUAAAUCUGACAUGGACUGGUUGUGGGACUUCAGUGGAAGAAAGCCUUUCUGGAUAGGUCUGAACAGCAGGGAGAGUGAAGAAUGGUGGGAGUGGGCGGGCGGUGAGCCUGUCAGCUAUACUAACUGGAGGAAGAACCCCUCUCGCUCCAAAAUGAAGAGAAACAGGAAGUGUGUGCUGGUGUGGAGAAACUCCAAGUGGCAAAUUAGAGACUGCAAGAGGAGCAGAGCUCAUCGCUUCGUGUGCUCAGUUAAACCUUGGGGAUGACACGGCGCAGCGAGAUAAGCUGCUAUUGAUGCUCAGGACAUAACCUGUCACCGAGGACCACUGGGGUCUUCUUUAUGGCCUAAUUUUGUGAUUUUAUGAUUUAUUGUAGCUCUAAAGUAACUUUAGAACACUGUGCUUUAUUUAACCAAUUAAAGUAUUCAGUAUUUAACGACUUUUGGUUUUCUGAUGGUGUGAAAACCGUUGGAAAUUUUUUCACACAUACUGCAACAGAACAUUUCAUCUCUGAACAUUUUUUCUUUUUCUUUUGUUAUGUAUAUAUUAUUGACUUCAUCCGAGUUUAAUUAUGUUUCCACAUUUAUGAACUGUAAUUUAAUGGUCAAAUUCUUUACUUUUGUUUCAUUAAAAUGGCCAAGUGAAAAUAACUCAAAUUGUACUUUGACUGUGCAUAUGAGCAGAAUUUGGAGAAUUCCCUUUUUAAAGUCUGUUUAAUUGAUUCUCAGUUGCUGUCCAAGCCCAGGCUGCAUUAUUUAGAUCAGGGCAGUGGGUUUGAACCACACGGGUAAGCAGUAAUGUGAUUAUCUCCAUCAUGUGAUCUCCCAGCAGAGCAUGAAAGAAACCAUGUUAUGCAGGCUGGGAGCCGUUCUCAGGCUUUCUCAGGCACUGAACAGAUCCAGCAUGUCAUUCUCUGCUCGGUGAGUCCACACAAAAUAUGUAUCCACAGUGUACUAAAUUUAAAGCAUUAGGUAACUGAAAUAGUUUUUUGUGCCAUAAAUAAGACAAAAAAAUCAGGUUAAUACAUACUUUUAGAUGGUAUUUUGUGCUAACUGAUAUUAGAAUAUUAACAAUGGUACAUCUACAUCUAAUCCUAUAAUGUCUUGACUAUGCCUGGACAUCCUUAAUGAUCUGAAUGUAAAGUAAAUAUUGUGAAGUCAAAGCUGCAAAUGGAUUUUCUAGUUUUUAUGCUUUUUUUCUUUGAGAUACUUAAACUUGGUUUUGAUUGAAUAUAAAAAUAAAUGCAUAUGAGCUUCUG
This is a messenger RNA of Gambusia affinis (western mosquitofish), 7794 nucleotides long. RefSeq names its product Fras1 related extracellular matrix 1a (gene frem1a). Bases 264 to 6803 code for a protein of 2179 amino acids. NCBI's taxonomy places the organism in Eukaryota, Metazoa, Chordata, Actinopteri, Cyprinodontiformes, Poeciliidae. Gene Ontology annotation, biological process: cell communication. The record is from RefSeq and is a predicted model, not a curated record. Gene Ontology annotation, cellular component: membrane. The transcript has 37 exons.